AAUAGGAAGCGGAAGUGUUUGUUGUUUUUUUUUUACCUAAAAAGACGGAAAGAAAACUUGGGACUUCUGGAAUAUGAGUCGAAUAUAUCACAACACUUGUUUGCAAAACAAAGAAGUCCACAAUGAGACAUUUGACAGAGCCUGGUCAACCUGCUCGUAUGAAAGUGGCCAAGGAGUCCUUGUUGAAGGAACACUUGUGGAUCUUUCCAGACAUGUACUGACUGAUGUCAACAACAAGAAGGUUCGUUACUAUGUGCUGUACAUCAAACCGAAACGCAUCCAUCAGAGGAAAUUUGAUGCCAGUGGGAAGGAGAUUGCGCCCAACUUCAGUGACAGCAAAAAGGUCAACACAGGCUUCCUGUUGUCUUCUUACAAGGUGGAAGCUAAGGGGGAGUCCGACGUUCUGUCUGAGCAGCAGCUGUCAGCAAUCAUACGAAAGGACGAGCUGGUUAAGAUAACGGACAAGCACAGACCAGGUGGGACGUGGGCCUUUUGGUACCCAGAGUCUGACAUGGACAACACAGAGCUGGAGAUGGAAACUGAUAUCCGACUGAAGACCAGCGGAAACAGUCCAUUCAUAUUCUCUUUAGCAACAGUGGACAGCGGCACUGUGACCAAGUGCAACUUCGCUGGAAGUGCAAAGGUUGGGGCGUCGUGGACGGACAAGAUCAUGGCCAAUAAAGCUGGAACAGUCAGCACCCAGAACCCUAAAGGAGAAGGAGAAGGAGCCCAGGAGGAUGAAUGGGAUGACUGAAGAAAAUGCCUUUUCCCCAUCUUCAGAAUCUCCACGUGCAUAUACUUUUGGGUCUUGGGUCUUCUCCAUUGCUUAAAGAUGUAAGUGUCCUGGCAGUAAAGCUGGCGUAGUUUUGUACUCA
Nerophis ophidion (straightnose pipefish) is the source of this 875-nucleotide messenger RNA. RefSeq names its product actin related protein 2/3 complex inhibitor (gene arpin). The transcript is spliced from 6 exons. Gene Ontology annotation, biological process: negative regulation of actin nucleation. The record is from RefSeq and is a predicted model, not a curated record. The coding region runs from base 74 to 754 and encodes 226 amino acids. NCBI's taxonomy places the organism in Eukaryota, Metazoa, Chordata, Actinopteri, Syngnathiformes, Syngnathidae.